UACCACGGCAGCGGGUAUUGGACCUGAUGAGGGUUCAAUGCAAGGUCUUCAACACCACAUACAACCCCGAACGCCUUCGUCUGGGAUCGCGCAUCCUCCACCAGCGCCUCAAGGGCCCCGCCGUCGCAUCCUACUACCCACCGCGGAUAGGAACCAUCAGCCAGUUGCGCAGCCUGUACCCCGAACACCAGAUUAUCGACGAAGAGGAGGAAGACUGGUUGGAGCAUCUCAACGUUGCAAAGUCGAGAGGAAAGGGUGCGCCCAAGAAGAAGAGGACCGCCGCCGAGUCCAAGAAGUUCAACAAGAGGAAGUAGGCCAAUGCUUCGCAAUACCGCUUUUGGCCAUAGUCAUGAUGAAUCAAAUAUCCAGAAUGCAUGUCUCGGCGUUGGGCCUGGGCAACUUCAUCAUAUUUUGCUUUUCACUUCUUUCAUGCCCUUCGCUUUCCAUUCCCUCGCGAAUUCUUCAUCCCACGCUGUUCUUACAUCUAGAUGCUCUUUGACCACAGGCGCAUUCACUUUAUGGUGCUCCACUGUGCAGUAUGUUGUCUUGCCAUCCAGGCUGGUCAUGUCGCCUCGGAUCAUAGCCAUCUGCUUGCCCACACUUACCACUCUGCUAUUGAGUCGCACCCUGGUGUUGAUGGGCACCGCCUUAAGAUAGGAGAUGUUGAGAGAACGAGUUACGCCGCCCAUGAAUUCCCAGAACCCAGGCCGAGCAAGAGG
Alternaria alternata is the source of this 719-nucleotide messenger RNA. RefSeq lists its product as hypothetical. Lineage: Eukaryota; Fungi; Ascomycota; Dothideomycetes; Pleosporales; Pleosporaceae. The transcript is spliced from 3 exons. The coding region runs from base 27 to 314 and encodes 95 amino acids. The record is from RefSeq and is a predicted model, not a curated record. Gene Ontology annotation, cellular component: mitochondrion.